Molecule: messenger RNA, 2498 nt
Organism: Scylla paramamosain (green mud crab)
Lineage: Eukaryota; Metazoa; Arthropoda; Malacostraca; Decapoda; Portunidae
Product: putative ATPase N2B
Exons: 5
Coding region: 257-1666 (469 amino acids)
Cellular component (GO): mitochondrion; cytoplasm
Molecular function (GO): ATP hydrolysis activity; ATP binding
Source: RefSeq, a predicted model, not a curated record
AUUCCAAUAUGGCAGCCUGAGAGGUUACAGUCGGCCAUCUUGAACAGUUCACUAAUUCCUUUUGCAUAUUUACCACUUUCAUCACUAAUUCCUUCCUAAAAAUAACUUCCAUCCACUAUUCACAAUUUUACAUGAUAUUUACCACAACAAACAAGCACGAAAACUGACAAAUAAAAAACAAAAACAUCACCCAUUCCAAGAUGGCUGCUGGUGAAGCUGGAAAGCGGCCACCUUGGAAUUCCCUCUGAGAAGAAACAUGGCGGGGCGCACCAUGACGGGGCUGGGGCGGCUGGCGGGGCACGGCCGGGGGUCCCUCCGCCACCAGGGCACGGCAGCGGCAGCAGCGGCGGUGGCGGCUGGCGGGCCAAUAGCAGAAUAUAACAAGCUGGUAUCGUCCGGCAAACUGUUGGACGAUGAGCACCAGCGGAGGAUUCUGAUUGGCUUAGAGCGCUGUUAUAGAGAGGUGGUGGCUUAUCCUGGGCCGCCACCUCCCCCUGGGCUCAUGCGGCGGCUACUAGGGGGUCUGGGGGCGCUUGGGAGGGAGGUGGCAGCUCCCCAGGGGCUGUACCUAUGGGGUACAGUCGGCACAGGGAAGACAAUGCUAAUGGACCUUUUGUAUGACUGCGUGUGCGUGUCAGGGAAGCGUCGCGUGCACUUCAACGCGUUCAUGCUUGACGUACAUGCGCGUAUACACAAGGAGAAGAGUCGUGUGCGUCGCGUACAUGCCCCAGACCAAGCUAGGUAUUUUGAGCCGGGAGGUACGUACACUAUCAGACAGCGCCCCCAUGACCCCAUACCGCCCGUGGCCCAGGAGGUGCUGCAGGAGGCGUGGUUUAUCUGCUUUGAUGAGUUUCAGGUGACGGACAUCGGCGACGCAAUGAUCCUCAAACGCCUGUUCUCCGAGCUGUUCUCCUGCGGCGCGGUGAUCGUGGCCACCAGCAACAGGGCCCCAGACGACCUUUACAAGAAUGGACUGCAGAGGUCACAUUUUCUACCAUUCAUCCCCAUCCUGAAGAGCCACACAGAGGUCUUCAAUUUAGACUCUGGCGUGGACUACCGCGUCUGCCACCAAGACGACUCGCGCAAGGUUUUUUUCGUCAAGUCCGAGUGUAAUGCAGAAGAGGAAGCACGGGUUUUGUUUAAGGUCCUCAGUGCUCAGGAAACAGACAUUGUGAGGCCAAGAACGCUGUCUUACGGCGGCCGGAAUGUGACCUUCGAGAGAACCUGUGGGGGUGUUUUAAAUUCGUCGUUUGAUGAGCUUUGCAAUAGACCGCUUGGAGCCGUCGACUACAUUCAAAUCUGUCUGACUUUUCAUACAAUCUUUAUCCGAGACAUCCCACCGCUGAACCAGAAGUCAAAAGGCCAAGCACGUCGUUUUAUCACCCUAAUUGACACCCUUUAUGACCACAAGGCUCGAGUGGUGUGCACCAGCGACGUCCCACACAAGCAGAUCUUUCAGGGCCAGGAAGGGGUCACACACCACCCUGACAAGGACUCCCUCACCCUGAUGGACGACCUGGGUCUCCGUGGGUCCCAGCAGGAGACACGAAACAUGUCCAUUUUCACAGGGGAAGAGGAAAUCUUUGCCUUCGAACGCACAGUGUCUCGCCUCACACAGAUGACAACCCCGGAGUACUGGGAACUUUACGAGCUGGAACGCCGGUGAGGGGGGGACGUCUAGGUGUGGUAGUUGGGUUCAGGGGUACAGGGGCUUCUUGGGGGCGCAUUCCAGGGGUUUUCAGGGCUUACGAAAAAUGGGACAGCUGUGUGUUGACCUGAUAGCUCCCUGGACAAGCUCUUGCACCCUUGAACAACAAUAAUUCCCUUAACCCCAUCUCAGGAAUGGAGGAGGAGAGAGAGAAGCUUCAAUUGACACUCGUUAAAAGAAUAAUUCCAUCCAAUAUCCACACACUGCCAUCUAGUGAGAAAAACAAACACUGCUACUUGAAUUUCUUGUUGCAGUUUGUAAAUAUAUAAAAGGUUUGUAAUGUCUCUUUACAUGAUAGGCUUCAGAAGUUGUUUACAAGUGACUUGAGGAAUAAACAGAGGUAGUACUGGUAAGAGAGAACAGGUAGAUUGAAAUGAAUUAAUGGGAAUGAGAGAAAUAGUGAAAAAAAAAAAUGAUGUAGGAGUGAUUUAAGAGAAUGAAUGAGAUGAAGGAAGGAAUAUUUGAAUAGUGAAUGAAUAAGGGGAUAGGAAGAUGAAGUAAAUAUGAAUCAAAACAAAGAACGUUAGGAAACAAAUAAUACCAAAUAAAAAAAAAAGAAAAAUGAUAGAAUGAAUAGAAAAACAAGAACAACAACAACUACUACUACUACUACUACCACUACUACUGCUACUACUACUAGGGGUAUGACAGAUGCUAACAGUGAGCCAGUACAAGGGUGGUAAUCUGCAAAAGUUAACAAAUAUCAACUUGUGAAGCCAACCAUGUACAUUUUGGGAUGUAAACAAAACCUUACUGUAAACAUGUACAGAAUUAAAGUAUAUAUAUUGUA